Penicillium cataractarum is the source of this 918-nucleotide messenger RNA. RefSeq lists its product as uncharacterized. NCBI's taxonomy places the organism in Eukaryota, Fungi, Ascomycota, Eurotiomycetes, Eurotiales, Aspergillaceae. The coding region runs from base 1 to 918 and encodes 305 amino acids. The record is from RefSeq and is a predicted model, not a curated record. The transcript is spliced from 7 exons.
AUGCGAUUCUCUUCGAGCCUCCUAGGGCUAUACGGCCUUUUAUCAGCCUCCGCCCUCGCUGUGGCCCAGCCCGGCGACACCGACUUUAUGAGUGUGCGCGAGAACCUCGCCAAGGACUAUGAAAGUGAGGGCCAGAUUCCUACAGAGAAAUAUUUCACGGAAUCCUCCUUCCAUUAUCACUAUGACGGCCGCUUCGCGGACCAGCCCCUGCCCGACGACAAAGUCACACCCCACCUUUCCGCCUUAAUUCAGACCUACCUAUCGACCAUGUCAUCCAUUGGCGCCGAAACUUGGAUCAUGCACGGCACUCUUCUUUCCUGGUGGUGGAAUCAAAAGAUCUUCCCAUGGGAUAACGAUCUCGACGUGCAAAUCUCCGAGCCGACUAUUCAUUUCCUGGCAGAAUUCUACAACAUGACGGAACACCACUUCGACCUACCCGGUGUUGACGGCGGACGCAAAUAUCUACUCGAAAUCAACCCCAACUACGUUGUGCGCAGUGAAAAGGACCGUUUGAACGUGAUCGAUGCGCGCUGGAUUGACACUUCGUCCGGCCUGUUCAUCGAUAUCACCGCCGUGCGCAAGGACGAGGCUCGACGCCAGCGUGGUGAAACCGAGGCUUUGAUGUGCAAGGAUCGCCAUCAUUACCAAGAGAGCCAGAUCUUCCCGCUGCGGGAUAGCUACUUCGAGGAUGUACCGGUCAAGAUCCCGUACAGUUAUACCUGGCUAUUGGAGGAGGAGUAUGGACCCAGGGCCUUGACGAAUAAGAACUUCCAAGGACACAAUUUCAACGAAGACAGCAAGAUUUGGGAGCACACGAAACGCAGCGUCAAGCGGUUUCUCCGCCGAGGCUGGCGCAUGAGUGAUCUGCCCACUCGCUCAGCUAACAACCAACCUCUCGUUCGCAUGGACGCAUCUUGA